AUGGCUCAAGAGGCUGCUGCUGUUGCUAAUCCACAACCACAAAACCAACAGGCUGCUGCUGUUACUAAUCCACAACCACAAAACCAACAGGCUGCUGUAACUAAUCCAGAAGCACAAAAUCCAGAACCCACACUUGCUGGUAAUGAUGAAGAGGUUCUGGAUUUGGGAAACCUCAAGAGUGAUGUGUGGAAUCAUUUUAUAAAGAUAAAAAAGGGAGAACUCAUCAAGGCUAAAUGCAACCAUUGCAAGAAGUUGCUUGCCGGUGAAUCUAAUAAUGGAACUUCGCACUUGAGAAAUCAUUUGAAGUCUUGUAUGCAAAGGAAGAUUCAUGAUGGGAAGCAAAAGGUACUCGGUGCUAACUUUGUCACUAAGGGAAAGAGGGAAAUUGUUGCUACUCAGUUUAAUGCUGCUGUUUCGAGGCAAGAUCUUGCUGUAGCCGUUAUUAUGCAUGGAUAUUCUCUGUCUAUGGUGGAACACUUAUAUUUUAGGAGGUUCUUGUCUGGCCUCCAGCCCUUGUUUAGUGUUCCUACAAGGAAUACUCUUAAAAGUGACAUUUUUAAGAUGUAUGAGAGUGAAAAGAGUAGGAUAAUGAAACUGAUUGGUGGUAACAAAGGGAGGGUUGCCAUUACCACUGAUAUGUGGACAGCAACCAACCAGAAAAAGGGUUACAUGGCUGUUACGACUCAUUAUGUGGACAAUUCUUGGAUUCUUCGAAGUCACUUGCUUAGGUAUGAUAUGUAA
Messenger RNA from Linum tenue, 741 nucleotides. The record is from the annotation of a GenBank genome assembly. NCBI's taxonomy places the organism in Eukaryota, Viridiplantae, Streptophyta, Magnoliopsida, Malpighiales, Linaceae.